UGACAGCUCUGUUGUUCUGUGUCAAAACUAGUCAUCAAAACUGUCAAGUUCGUUGGCUGGAUGGGAAUUUGAUUUGCCUCCUGGUUUGUCGGUAUUUUGAAGGAAAUUGUAAAUUUUUAAAUUAUGGCCCCCUAUAAAAUUGUUAUGGUUCGGCAUGGCGAAUCAGAAUGGAACGAGAAAAAUUUAUUCUGUGGGUGGUAUGAUGCAAAUUUAAGUGAAAAAGGUAAACAGGAAGCAAUCAAUGCUGGAAAGGCACUUAAAGAUGCUGGCACUAAGUUUGACCUUGCUUAUACAUCCGUUCUCACCAGAGCCCAGAACACAUUGCAAGCCAUUUUGAAAGAGAUUGAUCAAACUGACUUACCGACCACCAAAACUUGGAGAUUGAACGAGAGACAUUAUGGUGGUCUGACAGGUCUCAACAAAGCGGAAACUGCUGCUAAGUAUGGGGAAGAACAAGUGGCAAUAUGGCGCCGUAGUUUUGACACACCUCCUCCACCCAUGGAACCAGAUCACCCUUAUUAUGAGAAUAUCGUUAAAGAUCCACGAUAUGCAGAGGGACCAGCACCAGACCAAUUUCCUAAAUUCGAAUCUCUGAAAUUGACAAUUGAACGUACACUGCCAUUUUGGAAUGAUACUAUUGUUCCACAAAUCAAAGCUGGGAAGCAGAUAUUGAUUGCUGCCCAUGGAAACAGUCUUCGUGGUAUCGUCAAACAUUUAGAUAACAUGUCAGAGGAAGCAAUUAUGAAACUCAAUCUUCCAACCGGCAUUCCGUUUGUUUACACUCUGGAUGAAAAUCUGAAACCAAUUAAAAGCUUGGAAUUUUUGGGUGAUCCAGAAACUGUCAAGAAAGCAAUGGAAGCUGUAGCUGCCCAAGGAAAGGCCAAAUAGUAAUUGAUGCUAGUGAUUGUUCAAACAUGUUUUAUUUAUAUAAAUGAUUAGGACUAUAUGUGUAAAAUCGAAUUUUAUUGAAAAAUGAAUGUUAGUUUGUGACUGCCAAAUAAAAGAAGUUGAAACAUAA
Messenger RNA from Leptinotarsa decemlineata (Colorado potato beetle), 1018 nucleotides. Its product is annotated as phosphoglycerate mutase 1. Lineage: Eukaryota; Metazoa; Arthropoda; Insecta; Coleoptera; Chrysomelidae. The record is from RefSeq and is a predicted model, not a curated record.